This is a messenger RNA of Vairimorpha ceranae, 864 nucleotides long. RefSeq lists its product as hypothetical. The record is from RefSeq and is a predicted model, not a curated record. NCBI's taxonomy places the organism in Eukaryota, Fungi, Microsporidia, Nosematidae. The transcript has a single exon. Bases 1 to 864 code for a protein of 287 amino acids.
AUGAAAUCGAAGAAUAUAUUUGCAAUAAUUUUUAUUGUAACAUUUCCUAGUAUUUGUAUAUUUAUAUACCUUUUUUUAUUAUCAUCAAUCUUAGAAAGCUUUUCUAGUAAUUUACAUGGCUUUAAACAUCCAAGAAAUGAAGAAUAUAUAAACUAUUCUUUAAUUAAAAACAAUGGAAUAAUUGAAGUUUUCGAUAAAUACAAAAAGAUAACUGAGUUUAAUUAUAAUGUGUUGGCAAGUAAUGAUGUUUAUUCAGUAAGAUCAUUAAUAAAAGAUAAAUUUAAUUUUAUUCCGGGGUUUAAUAUCAAAGUAAAAGAUCAGAUAAUAGUAAUUUAUACAUCGAAUUUGAUUGGAGAUGAAGUUUAUAAAUUAGAGCCCGGGGAAAUAAGAUGUUUUGAUGAUUUACUUAAUGCUAAAAUUUUAAAAUAUAAUAAUCCUGUAGGUUCAGCACUUGAAAAGGUUUUUAUUUAUUUACUCUGUAUGGGGUAUUUUGAUAGUAAAUUUUUAAUUCUAUAUAAAUAUUCAGUAUUGAUUUAUUCGACUGACGGUAGAUGUGUAUUGUUUAAUGUAGAUUUAAAUAACUUAUUACCAAGUAGAACGGGAAAAAAUACUUUUGUUGCAGCUUUAGCUACCACAUCAAAAACACUAUUUUUUUCUUAUUAUAAACAAAUGUGGAGAUAUGAAAAUAUAUCACUAGGAAUGUUUGUUAACUCAUUUGAAGAUUUUUUAAAUUAUCGGAAAAAUAGAAAAAUAGAAUCUUUGGUAGAAGCUGAUAGAUACUAUGAGAUCAAAAAUUUAAUCCCUCAAACAGAGUUAGAUUAUGUUUUUGAUAUAGCUAGAAAAAAUUUAUUACUAAAAUUAUAA